Molecule: messenger RNA, 4872 nt
Organism: Drosophila willistoni
Lineage: Eukaryota; Metazoa; Arthropoda; Insecta; Diptera; Drosophilidae
Gene: par-1
Product: MAP/microtubule affinity-regulating kinase 3
Exons: 16
Coding region: 323-4051 (1242 amino acids)
Biological process (GO): protein phosphorylation; intracellular signal transduction; microtubule cytoskeleton organization
Cellular component (GO): cytoplasm
Molecular function (GO): protein serine/threonine kinase activity; tau-protein kinase activity; ATP binding
Source: RefSeq, a predicted model, not a curated record
UUUUGUUUAGUGAAACGCAAAUAAAGAAUAAUAGACACAAGAAUAAUAAUACAAAACAGAGUGAAACGAAACGCAAAAGAAAAGAAAGAAAGAAAAAGUUGCGAUCUCUCCAAACAAUCCAAGUACUUACAUAAAAUACAUAUAAAGCUACCUACAUACAUACAUACAUGUACACCUAUAAAGCAAAGUGUACGUGAAAACGCCACGACCACGCACCAGCAGACAGCUCCAGCUCCAGCAUCAACAACAACAACAACUCUCAAUAUAGCGGAAAGAAGAAAGAAAGCAAAAGCUAUAUAAAAUAGUGAGUGUAGUGCCCAUUAUGGAGACGUCGACAGCGGCGACGACGACGACGACACCGACGUCGUCGGCGACCCCAACGCCCGAUUUAAAUCGGGGCGAUACUACACGGAAGAGCGUUAACCUUCAUUCAGCACGCAAAGGACAGGCUCCUCCACCGCCAAGGAUGAGUCUCCUUAAUAAUAAUAAUACCAAUGUCAAUAGCAAAGAAUCCGCCGCUGCCGGAGACAACCAACAACAACAACAACAACAUGUGGAUACGGAUACCAUUCAAAGUCCUACACGCCCCCAACUUGCCCCAAAUCCCCGCCUUCCCACAAAGGAAAUCGAUCUCAGUUCUGGUGAUGGCAUUGUGGAGCUACGUCGUCUUGGGUCAGGUGAACCCAAAGCUCCAUUGCCACGUGUUGCCGUGUCGGCAAUACCCACUCUUCAUCCAUUACCCAAAGAACGUCAAAAGUUGUCGGCAGCGGUAAUGUCCGCCGAAGACGAUGUUGGGGUAUCUUUUGCCCUAGGAUCCAUUGAGGAGCAUAUACAGAAGGUCGAGGAAAGCUUUAAACAACAUCAGCAGCUCAAUGAGAAACAACAACAACACCAACAUCUCCAACAAAGUCAGCAAAUUCGGAAGCAAAGUAAACGUUACGGUGAAACGGAGAAUCUCCUACGGCCGGGCAUUAGUGACAUGUCGUCGGAGAAUGAUUUUCAAUAUCUGGGUGGUCGUCGCGCCGAGCUGGAUGAUAGCAAUGAAAUGAUGUUAUCCGAAUUUCAACGUGGAAGCGAUGGCCGCAAUUCCAUUGGAGCCUAUUCCAAAAAUUCAUCUGUCUCUAGUAGUGGCUCCAGUGCCAUGAAGACCAAAUUGGCACGCACUGCAUCAGAUACCAAAAACACGGAUACGGUGCUGGCAAUGCGUGCAACAUUUAAACAGAAGCAGACGGCGCAACACAACAAUGACGCGGUAGGAGGAGGAGUACAGCAACCAACCUCAACUACGGCAGGAAGUCGUUCGUCACAUCAUUCGACUCCAACACCAGCUGCUCGAACAACAUCCAGUCGAGCUGUAAGCGGCGGUAGUAGUAAUAGUGUUGUCGAUGGGGUUACCACAUCCCGAUUGACUGCCACCACAAUAUCAGCAGCCAAACGACAUGAAGAGAAUCUGCGACAAUUUGAGGCUCUCCUGGCCCAAAAGUCGCAUCGUCACGCUGCUAAUGCUGCAGCUAGUGGUGGAGCUGCAGGAGGAAAUAAUGCUGCCGCUGCUGCUGUUAGGAGGCGAGCAGAACGCCCAAUUGUUGCCCCAAUACCUCCAUACAAUUCCUCGACCCGUAGCGAGUCUGUACAGCGACGCACUGCGGUCGAUCCACCACCACGUUCCGGUUCCAAUCAUCCCGUUGUGAUGCACAAUCAUGGUGUAACUGGUGCUGCUGGUGUGCCUCCGCCACCAAAUGUGGUUGUGAAUCGUAACAAUGUGUACGGCAACAGUGUUGUACAGGGUUCCCCCAAUAUGCAAAUGAGAAGUAGCGCUCCAAUACGAUGGCGCGCCACCGAAGAGCACAUUGGCAAAUAUAAACUCAUAAAGACGAUCGGAAAGGGUAAUUUUGCCAAAGUAAAAUUGGCCAAACAUUUGCCCACUGGCAAGGAGGUUGCAAUAAAGAUUAUUGACAAAACCCAACUGAAUCCUGGGUCACUACAGAAACUUUUCAGAGAGGUUAGGAUAAUGAAAAUGCUUGAUCACCCCAAUAUAGUGAAAUUGUUCCAAGUUAUCGAAACGGAGAAGACACUGUAUCUUAUUAUGGAGUAUGCAUCAGGUGGCGAGGUAUUUGACUAUUUGGUAUUACAUGGCCGAAUGAAGGAGAAGGAGGCGCGCGUUAAGUUUCGACAAAUUGUUUCGGCUGUGCAGUAUUGUCAUCAAAAGAGGAUUAUACACAGGGACUUAAAAGCUGAAAACUUAUUACUGGAUAGCGAAUUGAACAUUAAAAUAGCCGAUUUUGGAUUUUCAAACGAAUUUACGCCUGGCUCAAAGCUAGACACAUUCUGCGGCAGUCCACCCUAUGCGGCACCCGAAUUAUUCCAGGGCAAAAAAUAUGAUGGACCGGAAGUUGAUGUUUGGUCCCUGGGCGUUAUCUUGUAUACGUUAGUGAGCGGUUCCCUGCCUUUUGAUGGCUCCACAUUGAGAGAGCUGCGGGAGCGUGUACUCAGAGGCAAAUAUAGAAUUCCCUUCUAUAUGUCGACUGACUGUGAAAAUUUGCUCCGCAAGUUUCUAGUACUAAAUCCCGCAAAGCGUGCUAGUCUUGAAACAAUAAUGGGCGAUAAAUGGAUGAACAUGGGGUUUGAGGAUGAUGAGCUUAAACCCUAUAUAGAGCCAAAAGCCGAUUUAGCCGAUCCCAAGAGGAUAGGUAAGACGGAAGCUCUGGUCGCCAUGGGUUACAAUCGACAAGAAAUCGAAGCUUCAUUAUCCCAGGUGCGAUACGAUGACGUCUUUGCCACAUAUUUGUUGCUUGGACGCAAGAGUACGGAUCCGGAAAGUGAUGGUUCACGAUCGGGUUCAUCGCUAUCACUGCGUAAUAUAUCUGGCAAUGAUGCGGGAGGAAAUGCUGGCAGUGCGAAUGUGCAAAGUCCAACACAUAGGGGCGUACACAGGAGUAUAUCGGCGUCGAGCACUAAGCCUAGUCGUCGAGCCUCGUCCGGUGCGGAAACAUUGCGCGUUGGACCAACAAAUGCAGCGGCAACCGCUGCCGUUGCGGCGGGCGCAGUUGGUGCAGUUAACUCGAGUAGCAAUUAUAAUUCAUCAGGCACAGCGGCGGAUCGUGCAUCAGUAGGUAGCAAUUUCAAGCGUCAAAAUACCAUCGAUUCGGCCACAAUCAAGGAGAAUACGGCGCGUUUGGCUGCACAAAAUCAGAGGCCAGCAUCUGCCACCCAAAAGAUGCUAACCACGACAGACACAACGCUAAAUAGUCCUGCCAAGCCGCGCACGACAACCAAGUACGAUCCCACGAACGGUAAUCGCACGGUGAGCGGCACAAGUGGCAUUAUACCACGGCGCUCGACCACUCUCUACGAUAAGACUUCGUCAACGGAGAAAACCAAUGUAAUUCCUGCAGAGACAAACAGCGGAUCGGCAGCUCCCGCUGGAAAGGGUCAUACAAAAAGCGCGUCUGUCUCGAGUCCUCGCCCCUCUACAGACGGAUGCGUUUCAGUCUCAAAUGAUCCGCUCGGAACGAGUCUGUUCGAUCGACUUAGAACAUCGGCUGUUAAAUCAAGCAGACACUUUCCAAGGAAUGUUCCAUCACGUUCAACCUUUCACUCUGGUCAAACCAGAGCACGAAACAACACAGCGCUGGAAUACUCCGGAACAAGUGGAGCAUCCGGCGACUCAUCGCAUCCAGGUCGCAUGAGCUUCUUUUCCAAACUGUCCUCACGUUUUAGCAAACGUACUUCCACCACGGAAGAGGCAGCAAAACCACGUGUAUUGCGUUUCACAUGGUCAAUGAAGACAACAUCACCAUUGAUGCCGGAUCAAAUAAUGCAAAAGAUACGUGAAGUCCUUGAUCAGAACAAUUGUGACUAUGAACAGCGUGAAAGAUUUGUACUUUGGUGCGUUCAUGGUGACCCGAAUACAGACUCACUUGUGCAAUGGGAAAUAGAAGUCUGUAAAUUGCCACGACUUUCUUUGAAUGGAGUGCGCUUUAAGCGAAUCUCCGGCACCAGCAUUGGCUUCAAGAACAUUGCGUCCCGCAUUGCUUUUGACCUACGGCUGUGACUUAACCAAACAAACAACGAGGGAAGCACCGAUGCCGCCACUGACACUGUCGCUGAUACCACUCAAGCUGAUACCAUAUCUACUGCCGACUCACAAAUGGCCAGAAGCAGCUCAAAGCUGUCUGAGCUAUCACUAUUAUGCCGCUCAUUAACCAGUCAGCAGGGAUCUCAAAGGCGCAAGAAGAGCAGAUUGUCAACCGGUGUCAAUGAUGAUCAAAAGAAAUCACGAUCGUUAUUAUCAGCUUUUCACAUGUACUCGCCAUACAGCUCCAAGGAGAAUGUGAAGUCACGCGAGGUGCUGCCAUGCGAUCCGGCUUCCCCACAAACUGUUGAUAUGCAGCAACAGUUGCUGGCCAGUAAACCAUCAGCAAGAGAGCUACCACCACCACCACCACCACCUCUCUAUGUUGAUCUAAAUCCGAUAAAUGCCAUUUUGGAGGAGGAAGGCGAAGGCGCUGGUCCACCCAUCCAACAUAAGGCAAUGAGCACGGCAAAAAAGGAUAAAAGUGGCAGCGACAGUGAUGGAGGCGGUGGCAACCGAUUAAAAAGAAACAUCAAACAUACCGGUAGCCUAAUUGUGCGUAAAUUUCGAGCCUCACGACAUGGAGGAGGAGAUGCAGGCAAAAAGGAUGCUAGAUCCACCAAUACAAACGAGUCGGCCGGCCCCAGUGGCAAUGCCAUGGAUAACGAUAACGAGAAACCAAACACCACACAGAAUACAACAACAACAACAACACCAAUGCUACGCACCACAACUCUCUAAUUAUAAUGGAACAUGGACAUAGCAUUGCAAAAAAACAGAAAGCAAAAAUUUAAUAAUUA